Molecule: messenger RNA, 3580 nt
Organism: Melanotaenia boesemani (Boeseman's rainbowfish)
Lineage: Eukaryota; Metazoa; Chordata; Actinopteri; Atheriniformes; Melanotaeniidae
Gene: ikbke
Product: inhibitor of nuclear factor kappa B kinase subunit epsilon
Exons: 21
Coding region: 315-2462 (715 amino acids)
Biological process (GO): peptidyl-serine phosphorylation
Cellular component (GO): cytoplasm
Molecular function (GO): protein serine/threonine kinase activity; ATP binding
Source: RefSeq, a predicted model, not a curated record
CCACUAGCAGAGGCUGCUGGUUUUCAGGAAGCUAUUAAAAUGUUUAGGUCCACGAAACGACGCUCGAAAAACCGAGAUUAAUUAAACAACAGGCCAGCUCUAUAUGUCGCCUGUUCGGAAAGCAGCCAUAUAUCAGACAUGGAUUUAUUUUUAACUACAAAGAAAUUGUUAAACGUAGGCGCAUUUUUCUUUCCAGACAACUUUGAGUAGCCAUAAACACACCAGUUUAAGGUUUGACUGAAACGAGUUAAACCGGGGUAUAACGACAGAAGCCUUAAAUAAACAUCACUGUUAUCUGCCUAGCCAUCUUCAGCAUGACAGCCAGUACAGCAAGCUACCUGUGGUCUUUACAUGAUGUCCUUGGUCAAGGUGCUACUGCCAGUGUCUACAAAGCACGCAACAAGAGGUCAGGUGAACUGGUAGCUGUCAAAGUGUUUAACAUUUUGAGCUACAGCCGUCCCCAUGAUGUCCAAAUGAGAGAGUUCGAGAUGCUCAGGAAGCUCAACCACAGCAAUAUUGUCAGGCUUUUUGCUGUGGAGGAGCUGCCCUCUAGGCAGAAAGUUCUUGUGAUGGAGUUUUGUUCGGGGGGGAGUCUGCUCAACCUGCUUGAGGACCCAGAAAAUGCUUAUGGCCUGCCUGAAACGGAGUUCCUCACUGUAUUGCAGUGUAUAGUGCAGGGUAUGAAUCACCUGCGAGAAUAUGGGGUGGUGCAUCGAGACAUUAAGCCAGGUAACAUCAUACGGCAGGUUGGAGAGGACGGUAAAUCAGUUUACAAGCUCACAGACUUUGGAGCAGCGAGAGAGCUGGAUGACGAUGAGAAGUUUGUGUCUAUUUAUGGAACUGAAGAGUAUCUGCAUCCAGACAUGUAUGAACGUGCAGUGCUGCGUAAGCCUCAUCAGAAAUCCUACGGCGUGAGCGUUGAUUUGUGGAGUAUCGGUGUGACCUUAUACCACGCUGCCACUGGGAGUCUUCCCUUCACACCGUACGAAGGGCCUCGCAAGAACAAACCCACCAUGUACAAGAUAACCACAGAGAAACCAAUGGGAGCAAUAGCAGGCAUACAGCGGGUGGAAAGUGGACCUAUAGAGUGGAGUUACCACCUACCUCACAGCUGCCAACUCUCUCAGGGUCUGAGAGUGCUGCUGGUUCCUGUACUUGCAGGUAUAAUGGAGGCCGACCAGGACAGGUGUUGGGCCUUUGACCAGUUCUUCAAAGCCACCACAGAUUUAUUGCAGCGGCAGCCAGUUCACCUCUUUUCUCUGCAACAGGCGAUGGCUCACUGCGUUUACGUGCAUCACUACAACACAGUUACAAUGUUCUUUGAGGAGGUGGCAUCUCAGACUGGCAUUGGGCUACAGCACCAACACCUGAUGUAUCUGGGUCAUGAACUGCCUCUCGAGGGCAGCAUGAAGGUGGUCAACCUGCCAAGUACUUCAGUCUCUCAACCUUUAAUUCUGCUCAGCUACGCACCAGAACCCAACACCAGUCUGCCUGUCAGAGAACCCGAGACUCCCGUCAUUCCAUCCAAAUUUGAAGUUGUGGCUGAUUACAGUUUCUCCAAGACAAUAGUAGGAGUGGUUCACCAGUAUCUGAGGAUUGUGCAGUUGCUUCACACACACCGAGAGUUGCUACUGCAGGGAUACUACGGAUACAUGAUGAAGUUGCGUAGUGAUUGUAGAGAAGCCAUGCACAGUAUUACGGUGAUCACCAUUAGACUACGGUCCUGCUUCAAUGCACAACAUAAGAUUCAUAAACUAGCCUCUUACGCCUCUGAAAACCAAGGCUCAUUUGAUAACAGUCAGAAGCUGCAACAGCUCCAUGAGAUCCUGCCUGUUUACACUGCUGGAAUCCAGGAGUUUCUGAACCGGCUGGAUCACCUGCAGAUAGAGCAAUCCAAGCUAGCAGAGACUCUGGCCAGUGACAAGAGCUGUCAGAAGAUGGAAAUGCUGCUGCAGAAGAUAAUGGCCAUUCAUCAACAUUAUCGAAAAGACCGACUGACUGGCAAAUUGGCAUAUAAUGAUGAGCAGAUCCACAAAUUUGAGAAAAUCCACCUGUCAUCCCACAUUAAGAGAGUGAAAUCCCUCUUCAGGGAGGAAAGCAUGCAGAGAUAUAAAGAGCUCGUGGCCUCAACGAGGACGUGGAGCAGUGUUAUGCUGGAGAUGCAUACCCGCCUACUGGACUUCAGUUCUUCCUCCACAGGCUUGUUGGCAGACCUGGAAAUGAACGAGCAGCACCAGAUGAAGGCUAUGGACAGAAUGCUUUAUAGUCUGCAAACCAAUAGAACAGUGCAGCCAGGACUCGCACCCAGGGACAAGGACCAGAUGGUUUCCAGGAUGCACCACUUGAGGGAUGAAAUGGAGCUUUUGGUGAGAGAACUGCAGUGUAACAACAGCAUCAUUGAGAGUUUGGGAGCAGUGAACUCUGCAGCAGACCUGGGUCCAGCCAGACCCUCCACACUCUGACAAAAACACACCAUCUUUGGAACUUACCCCAGAAAUUCACACACAGUCUUUCUCUGACAUUUAUCUCGUUUUUAGAGCCACUGAUGAGAAAUGUGUUAAACCUUUCAAGAAAUGCUUCCAGUGUGUUAUGAAAAGAGGAAGCAGACAAUCAAUAAAAUGUGAAGCUCAAUUGAAAGAUAUGAUGCACAUUAACAUGUGGGAUAGGCCACGGAUGGAUUUUUAGUCAGUGUUUGUGUGUGUGUGUGUGUGCGUUUGUUAGCUGAGUACAGCAGUUCAAUACAAAUCUCAUUAAUGCCUUUAGUGUUAUUGUAUUUUUAAUAGGCUGCCAUAGAAGAUGAAGCACGUUGAAUGCACAAUCAGCUGCUCUCCUUUCUUUGGUUGUUUCCUGUUUGUCCUGCAGAGGAAUCCAUAUUUAACCAAACCACCUCAGAGAGUGCAUUUAAAUCUGUAAUAGUAUCCCAGUUUUUAGCCUGUUUUUGUUUUGUUUGGAUACGAUAUGUACGUAGAACAUGAGAAGUCUGUUAUGUCACAUUCCUACAAUCUUGAUCAUUCAAGGUCCCUGUUUGUUAUCAUAAGUGUGCAGCAGAUUUUCCUGCCAUCUCAGUUUCUCUGAUCUGUACCAACAAUGUUCAAGCCAAGAUAAAAGAUGAUAUAUCCUGACAGAGUGAUGCUGCUACAGUUAAGAGAAUGACGUGUUAAUGCAGAGUCAGACCAGUGUCUAGUAACUAUAUAUCUGAAUACACAGGUAAUGAUUGAAUCAGGGACGGUACAAUUUUUACACAAAACAAUUUGAUUUAAUUUGAUCAAAUUUGAUGCAGUUCUGAACAUUUAAUGUAAAUGCACAUGUUUAAUUCCAAAUUAAAAUGAGCCGUUCCUAUAAGUAAGGUUUUGAUUUGCUGGCUUAACACAUGUAUUUUAUAACUGCAUGUAUUUGAUGUAUUUCAUGACACAAGAAAUAAUGCAUUUUAUUUGUUAUGUUUGAAUGUUUUGUUUUUUUUUACUUUGCUGUAUACUUUAACUCUGGGACACAUUUUUUAAGGUCAGAAAUCUUUAGGAAUGAGUCAGGUACUGGGUGCUGUAAUAAUUUUGGGGCAAAUAAAUGGAUCUCUAGGUCUGCA